Molecule: messenger RNA, 11772 nt
Organism: Molossus molossus (Pallas's mastiff bat)
Lineage: Eukaryota; Metazoa; Chordata; Mammalia; Chiroptera; Molossidae
Gene: AGO2
Product: argonaute RISC catalytic component 2
Exons: 21
Coding region: 489-3293 (934 amino acids)
Biological process (GO): regulation of DNA-templated transcription; transmembrane transport; regulatory ncRNA-mediated gene silencing
Cellular component (GO): RISC complex; membrane
Molecular function (GO): protein binding; sucrose:proton symporter activity; endoribonuclease activity, cleaving siRNA-paired mRNA
Source: RefSeq, a predicted model, not a curated record
GCAGGCCACACUCACUUCAGGUGACAGUGACGUUGCCUGGGCUGCUGCAUCCGCACUGCUUGACGGAGGAGCCGGCUGUGUUAAUGCCUAGACGCCUUGGCUAACAGAUCCGUACUCGCUCGAUGGGGAGCACCGGUGGAGCCCCUUCCCGCGUCAUCACCCUGCCCCUCUGCAGCCAGAGAAAUCACGCCAGCACCUCCUCAGUCAGAACGAUGAAGCUGGUGCUAACUGAGUGGUCAUUAUGGAUUUUUAACCCUAACUCACAGUAAUCCAACAAGCCAUGUGCUUAAAACCCAACCAAAUAUCAUUGUGUUUUGCUGGGAGCCGCAUCCGAUUGUGAGAAGUUGUGCAAAGAGGAAUAUAAGUAUUACUUGCCGGGGAACGCAACGGAAGCAGAAAGAGAAGACGUCUUAAUUUAUCCUUAAAGAUAUAUGAUAGUGUUAUUUAUAUAGAUAGAGUAAGUAAAUACAUCCAUAUCUCUGGUGGUGAUGAGAAUGGCCCCGCAGAACGCCGACGCGGAGUCUGUGCAAGUCCAGGAGCUGCCGGUGCCCCUGCCCGAGCUGCAGAAGCCCCCCAGCACCGACCUCGAGCCGCGCGACGAGACCGUCAGCGAAGGCUCCAUCGACCGCAUCCCCGUGCGCCUGUGGGUCAUGCACGGGGCCGUGAUGUUCGGCAGGGAGUUCUGCUACGCCAUGGAGACGGCGCUGGUCACACCGAUCCUGCUGCAGAUCGCGCUCGCGCCUCCUGCACCGCCGCCACCCCCCAUCCAAGGAUAUGCCUUCAAGCCUCCGCCCAGACCCGACUUCGGGACCUCGGGGAGAACAAUCAAGUUACAGGCCAACUUCUUUGAAAUGGACAUUCCAAAAAUUGACAUCUAUCACUACGAAUUGGACAUCAAGCCCGAGAAAUGCCCGAGGAGAGUGAACAGGGAGAUAGUGGAACAUAUGGUCCAGCACUUUAAAACGCAGAUCUUCGGAGACCGGAAGCCAGUGUUCGACGGGAGGAAGAACCUCUACACGGCCAUGCCCCUUCCGAUCGGGAGGGAGAAGGUGGAGCUGGAGGUCACGCUACCAGGGGAAGGGAAGGACCGCAUCUUCAAGGUGUCCAUCAAGUGGGUGUCCUGUGUGAGCUUGCAGGCGUUACACGAUGCACUUUCGGGGCGGCUGCCCAGCGUCCCCUUUGAGACGAUCCAGGCCCUGGACGUGGUCAUGAGGCACCUGCCCUCCAUGAGGUACACGCCCGUGGGCCGCUCCUUCUUCACUGCGUCCGAGGGCUGCUCCAACCCCCUGGGCGGGGGCCGAGAAGUGUGGUUUGGCUUCCAUCAGUCUGUCCGCCCUUCUCUUUGGAAAAUGAUGCUGAACAUUGAUGUCUCUGCAACAGCGUUUUAUAAAGCACAGCCAGUAAUCGAGUUUGUUUGUGAAGUUUUGGAUUUUAAAAGUAUUGAAGAACAACAAAAACCUCUGACAGAUUCCCAAAGGGUCAAGUUUACCAAAGAAAUCAAAGGUCUGAAGGUGGAGAUCACGCACUGUGGGCAGAUGAAGAGGAAGUACCGCGUCUGCAACGUGACCCGGCGGCCCGCCAGCCACCAAACAUUCCCGCUGCAGCAGGAGAGCGGGCAGACAGUGGAGUGCACGGUGGCCCAGUACUUCAAGGACAGGCACAAGCUGGUUCUGCGCUACCCCCACCUCCCAUGUUUACAAGUUGGACAGGAGCAGAAACACACCUACCUUCCCCUAGAGGUCUGUAACAUUGUGGCGGGACAGAGAUGCAUAAAAAAGUUGACCGACAAUCAGACCUCAACCAUGAUCAGAGCAACUGCCAGGUCAGCGCCUGAUCGGCAAGAAGAGAUUAGCAAGCUGAUGAGAAGUGCCAGUUUUAACACAGAUCCGUAUGUCCGGGAAUUCGGGAUCAUGGUCAAAGACGAGAUGACGGACGUGACCGGGCGGGUCCUGCAGCCCCCCUCCAUCCUCUAUGGGGGCCGGAAUAAAGCGAUUGCCACCCCUGUCCAGGGCGUCUGGGACAUGAGGAACAAGCAGUUUCACACGGGCAUUGAAAUCAAGGUGUGGGCCAUCGCCUGCUUCGCCCCCCAGCGCCAGUGCACGGAGGUGCACCUCAAGUCCUUCACGGAGCAGCUCAGGAAGAUCUCGAGGGACGCGGGGAUGCCGAUCCAGGGCCAGCCGUGCUUCUGCAAGUAUGCUCAGGGCGCGGACAGUGUGGAGCCCAUGUUCCGGCACCUGAAGAACACCUACACGGGCCUCCAGCUGGUGGUGGUCAUCCUGCCGGGCAAGACCCCCGUUUACGCCGAGGUGAAGCGCGUGGGCGACACGGUGCUCGGGAUGGCCACGCAGUGCGUGCAGAUGAAGAACGUGCAGCGGACCACGCCGCAGACGCUGUCCAACCUCUGCCUGAAGAUCAACGUCAAGCUGGGGGGCGUGAACAACAUCCUGCUGCCCCAGGGGAGGCCGCCGGUGUUCCAGCAGCCCGUCAUCUUCCUGGGGGCCGACGUCACCCACCCGCCCGCAGGGGACGGGAAGAAGCCUUCCAUCGCUGCUGUCGUGGGCAGCAUGGACGCCCACCCCAACCGCUACUGCGCCACCGUGCGGGUCCAGCAGCACCGCCAGGAGAUCAUCCAGGACCUGGCCGCCAUGGUGCGUGAGCUGCUCAUCCAGUUCUACAAGUCCACGCGCUUCAAGCCCACCCGCAUCAUCUUCUACCGCGACGGCGUGUCCGAGGGGCAGUUUCAGCAGGUGCUGCACCAUGAGCUGCUGGCCAUCCGCGAGGCGUGCAUCAAGCUGGAGAAGGACUACCAGCCGGGCAUCACGUUCAUCGUGGUCCAGAAGCGGCACCACACGCGGCUUUUCUGCACGGACAAGAAUGAGCGGGUGGGGAAGAGUGGAAACAUCCCAGCAGGCACCACCGUGGACACGAAGAUCACCCACCCGACCGAGUUUGACUUCUACCUGUGUAGUCACGCUGGCAUCCAGGGCACAAGCAGGCCUUCCCACUACCAUGUGCUUUGGGAUGACAAUCGUUUCUCUUCCGAUGAGCUGCAGAUUCUCACCUACCAGCUGUGUCACACCUACGUGCGCUGCACGCGCUCCGUGUCCAUCCCAGCGCCAGCAUACUACGCGCACCUGGUGGCCUUCCGGGCCAGGUACCACCUGGUGGAUAAAGAACAUGACAGUGCUGAAGGAAGCCAUACCUCCGGGCAGAGUAACGGACGCGACCAUCAGGCGCUGGCCAAGGCGGUCCAGGUCCACCAGGACACACUGCGCACCAUGUACUUUGCUUGACGUGUUGUGUUUACGAUUGUGUGCCGAGUGGGAUUCACACGAGACCAGCGACACUCAGACCAACAGACGCCAGCCCUCCCGUGGCAGCCAGCGCCCACCAGGAGACACCCAGACCAACAGACGCCAGCCCUCCCGAGGCAGCCAGCGCCCACCAGGAGACGGCGCUGGCUCAGCAGAUGCCCCACUUCCCAGAAUGCCUUCCGUCCUGGAUUUCAAACUUGGAUUUUGAACUGCAGACCUGUAUGAGACCCCAUUAUCAUAGGAAAUAUGGUUUGCCAAAAUCUAUGAGCUGCUUGUUAAACUAGAGUCCCGUGUUCCUUAAAAAAUCUCCUAAAAGCAGUCUAUGAACUCAGGGCUUUAAAACAUUUUUAAUUUAUUUGGUCAUUCGAUUCACUUGUUUUUAACACAUGAUUCUAGAUGAGAUCGAUGGGCUCAAACUAGCUGUGACUGCUCUCUGAGAGCCAGAGCAACACGAUGAGGUUGUGGUUUUAAAGCCUUGACCAUUCUGCUGUCGCUGAGUCUGCCGCAGCGACGCCCGAGUCCUGAUGUGGCUCCGCAAGCGCGUCAGGACCCCCGGGCAGGCGCCUCCGGGUGCCCUCGGGCGUCGCGUCCACGGCCAGCCUUUCCCACCGCGGGGGAGGGGCAGCGGUGGCGGCAGAGGCCAUGUGCGUUUACAACACUUCUAGGUCCAGAGAGAUUGGCAGCAAGUGCCAUUUUAAUAAAAAUUUAUUUAAAAAAAAAAAAGAAAAAAGACAAUAUGCCGACAGUCUAAUCGUAAGAUUUGUCCUAUAGGACUGUGACAUUUAUUUUCCAAAGUUUCUAAAGAAUACGGGUCUGUGGUGAUAAGUACAGUACAAUCCUUUUUCACUGUUAUGUCUUUAAUGUAAGAGAAGAGAAUUAUAUACCUGGUUUGCAGUAUUCAUGUGAUAGCUAGAUGCUGCUUUUUGUUCUAUUGACUACGGGGUGCUUCUUGUGAUCUGCAGUGUUUCAAGGCCUGGACACUGGGCCGCUCUUGUGGGUCUCAGUGCUCAAGUACAGGGGGAUGCACUGCACCCCCUGUGCCCGCGGCCCGCCCCCCAGGGGACCGGGUGCGCUCACAGUGGUCACGCGCCACCCUCCCUGCCCCUCCAUCCCAUGUGUUGCUCAGCCGAUUAAGCACAAAUGGAAUGUACGCAUUCUUCCGGUCCUGGGAGCACGUCCGUGUGUUGGCGGGCCCGCCUCGCCAUGCGGGGUCCUGUGGCGACCCCACAGGACCUGACACUGAACGCGGGAGCCUGCAGUGGGGGCCCCGUGCGGCAGUCAGCAGCCGAGCCCUGCCCCCCACAGGAUGGUGGAUGGACGCCUUUGGAAGGGCCAGACCCUCCUGCUGGGAUCUGCCUUCUGGGCCCAGACGUGGGGUUGCCAACCCAGAAACCGUUGCACUCGGAGUGAUGCCAUGGACAGCUUGGAAGGGGUGACCGCUGACAGCUCUGUUUGUGCUGAGUGGGCUCUUUGUCCUGUAGGCAGAUUUACCGAGAGUCAAGUCCACGUUCGUCGUAGAGACUCGAGGAAGGAGACGAGCCUUCUUCCCCCGUGCUGCUUUGUGCUCUAGGUUUCCUGUCCCUGCUGACACCCCCACCCGGCUGACACUUACCUCUGGUCCUGACAGGGGAGCCUCCGCUGGAGCGGGCGCCCGCCUGCCUCCCGGUCUCUGCUCUGGGCUCUCGCGGACCCUCGCCUGCGUCUCGGUGGUGGUGACAGAAGGAUGCAUAUUAUUUGUGAAGCUGUCUGCUCAGAGUGGUGCGUGCGUGUGGAAGUGUGUGCAUGUGGGUGUCUUAUUAAUGGCAUUAGUCCCUCCUCGCUGUGUCUCUGUCUCUCAGUGACAGAAGCCUCUGCUCUGAGAGAUGUCGCAGGUCCCUGUCGCUCCGUUGGCAAGUGGCACUUUCUCCACGUCAGGACACCAGCCCACUCUUGGCUUACUUUCUGGGAGCCUUCAAGCUGAGGGGGGAAUCUUCACUAAUACACUCUUAAAUUGGGUCGGUUUUCAGCCAUUUUUAGGGUCAUCUAAACCUGUUUGUCUCAAAGGUGCGUUUCUAACAUGUGCAAGGGGAUCUCGUGGGCGGGGUGCCUGGUUAAAAUCAGACUCCCAGGCCUGGCUGCGAACCUCAUGGCCGGGGCUGCCUGCGUCUGAGGCCCCCGGUGCAGAGCUUCCCGGAGGGGCUCCCACAAACACGGAGGCCCAGCGGGCAGGGCUCCUCGGCGACCAUGUUCUAGGCCAAAACCUCGGGAAGAUCACAGGCUGGCAGAAAAUUACACCUACUUUUUUAAAAAACUUACUUUGAAGGCAGAGUUGAUUUUCAGUGGGCCAAAGUGCUUUGAGAAGGGUGCUUUUCAUGGCCCUGUGCUUGUUUCAUAGAACUUUUCACACUAAAGGAUCACCAGGCGGCCUGUCUCGCCGGCUGCACACCCUGCCCUCGUUUGGGGGUUCAGAGGGCGUGGCGGUGGGUGCGCGCUCAGGUAGACCGUUUCCCCAGCUUCUGCCAGGCCCCAUUGUUAGGCUGCGUUCUGAGUUCCGAGACCGUGUGAGACCUCCCGGUGCGGGAGGGUCAGCCCAAGCCCCGUUCGCUUGGGAGCCAGAGGGGCCCUUGCCGUCCUCUGACCCGGGGCUACCUCGGGCCAGGCCGAGGGGGCGCCCCAGCCCACUGGUAGUAAGGUGUGCCUUGCUCGAAGCGAACUGAAUGUGAAAAUGUCAGAGAAAAGCUGGGAUUUCCCUCAUCUCUGUAGAAGAGCGUCUCCCAAUUCGAUUCUCACAUUGAUACUCUUCGUAGCAUAUUUCAAAACAGCCACUUUGAGAAAAAUCAGUGUAUUCCCACCCCUUCGCCACUGUCUGUCGCAGUGGACAAGCCCCCCUGAAGAACCCAGGGCACCCGUCCCGGUCGCCAUUUUGCAGAAGAGACUUUGGUGCCGCUGGGACCUCACCCUGCUAUUUGUGUACAAUAAGCUCUGGUCUCCCUAGUCCAGAUAAAUUCAGUAAGACUGGGCAUGCCUGUGAUUUCCGAAAGAAAGGCUUUGUUUUGGUUUGGGUUUAGGUUUUCUGUUUUGAGAAGCAAGCACACACACACACACACACACACACACACACACUUGACUCGCUGGGUACUAUACGGUAGGGUCUGCCUUUUCUUGUCGAGAGUGUAUUGCUUCUUGGUGGUGUUCUCAUGCUCCCUCCAGUGAAUGUGUGCGCACUCUCGACCCACAGACGACCCCGGACCUUGGCAGUGGGCCGGGGGGACGCUGUUGGAAACCGAGGGACUUCAUGCUGUUCGAGGUUGGCCAGAUCCACGCUGCUCCGGACUCUGGCCCCGGCUGGAGGGCUGGCUAGAAAGGGGUUUCCUCCUCCAGCAGGGUGGGAGGGGGCUUUUUGAUGCUGUAUUGUAUGUUGUGUUUACUGUCGUCGAUGCAAACGUUGCUAUUUAUUUUUGCCUUUCUACUCUGGUUUGAUUUGGCCAAUGUGGAUAUUCCAGUGCACAUGGUACCUGAUGGACAGGGUACUGGCUGUUUCCCAGCUUUUAUAAGUCGCCUGACGUCUACCUUCAGGUCUGCCGGAUGAUUUAUUUUUGAACGCCGCAAAUGGAAUUUUUUUGGAUGAAUUGUUUUGCUUAUAUAUGCAGCAGUGUAAUUUUACAUUGAUCUGUGGGGUGAUUUAAAUUUUCUUUUUGCAUUUUCUCAGUCAAAUUAUAUAUUUGAUGCAAUAUGUGAAGGGUGGAGCAGCUAAGCGUCUUGCGACGGGACCCCAGGCUGUCCCCAGAAGGCCCCGUGGGCCACGGCGGCGCCUCUGCCCUGUGUCAUGGAAGCGCGUGGCCAUUUGUAUCUGGGUGGCUCUUCAGUGGGACUUUGAGCUGUUGGACAGUUAAAAGGAUUUUCAUGGGCAUUUUCCUACACCAGAGGCAGUUCUAUUAGGAGGAACUCUAGAAGUUGACAUAACCAGACAGUGGACAAUCCCAGUGGCCCGGACAAGCCAUAGACAUUUCCCUGUGACCUCUCUGACUCAUCUCUCACGCUCACGAGAAAAGGAAUGUACAAUAGAGGAACGUCCUCAGUGUUCGUGCGCCUCACUCUCGGAACGCAACUCUCUUAUUUAUAUUUUAAACCUUUCCCCCGAAGUGACAGACUGUCCUCUCCGGCUGCCACCCAGCCGCUUCCCUGCUGUGCCGCUGGUCAGUGUAGAGGCCAUGCACGUGUGACUGUCCACGUUACACACACAUGGAGACUCUUUUGUAAGGAAAAUUUUCAGCUCAAAAUAAUUGCACUGAUUUUGACAACUUCCUUUUCUAAUUAUGCCCCACCUUGCGUCUGCUGUACUCGUCUGUGAUGACUGUAGAUAGACUUAGGGUAGCAGAAGUGACAGGAACCCCGCUACUUUGUGUUUGCGACGCUGCCGCGUUCUCCAGUGUCGUGGGCUGGAGUCGUGGGCUGGCUUCUGUUCUUCCGCCGCGUGCCUGUCGACCCCUCAUGAAGGAAACGUUCCCCUUUGCCCGUUUUUCUAAAAGGCCGUCUGCAAUCUAGUGAAAGGGGAGUGAGCUCCCCUGAGGUCUGAAGACUUAAUUUUAAGAGGAUUAAUUGUAAAUCCUUUAGACACGUUUUGUGGUUUAGUUUCUUGUUAUUUGCCAUGACUCCCAAAAGCAUUUCCUCCUGGUUCCGCCCAGCACUUGAUGUGCGGGUGGCAAGCACGCGUGUGGCCCACCUGCCGGGGUCGCCAUGGCUUUGAAGCCACGCGGCACUGUCACGUCACAACCGUCCUCUGGGGAGAGCCCCUCGGCCCAGUGUGUUCUUUGCUGCCUGUGAUGUCCGCUAGGUUUGUGUGUGGUUGUCUGCGGCCGGGCCGCCCGGGUCAGGCACACAGAGGCGUCAGCCCAUUCAGUCACCGGGUGCGUGUGACUCACGCCGAUGCCACAGGGCCCUCGUGAUGCUUUUCUGGAAAUGUUUUGCCAUGUUACUGUCUACGGUGAAUGUAUUGGCUUAGCCAAAUCACUACAGAAGGUGGUUUCUAAAUACCUUUCAGUUUAAAAAAAGUAAAUGCAGAUAAAGGCUACCUCUGAAUUCUCAGUAGAUUCAUGUCUGCUCUUACGCGUAGCUGUCCACACUGAAAUGGCCAAAAUGUCGCCCGAAUAAACCGAGUUGUGAACAUCUCUGUGCAGUGCGGCAGAUGUGCGUGCCACCGUGACCCGUGGCUCUCACGACCUGCGCCUUGGAGGAGGCACUUUCUCUUCUUUCUCACAAACGGGUCAGAAAUGGCCCCCUCUGCUCCCUGCUCCCUCUGUGCCCGCUCUGUGACUCACCAAGGUGCUUCCACACCGGCCCGGAGGUCACGCCUUCUGGUUCGAGCAGUGCAGGCGGACUGACCUGGGGUCGGCAGCCUGCGUUCCCGUCACUCCCUCCUGGAAACCGAUCUGAGGUUUGCAAGCAGGACAUUCUGUUCAAGUCCACGGCCCCUGUGCGGAAGGAACACAGGGUCCACGGCUGUGACGAGGGCAGGACUUCCCACGCCCUGGGUGUUGGUCAGGACUCAGUGCCCCUUUGUGAAUGGUCCCUCUGCUGUCCGAAGUGUCUCCUGCCCACACACUGCUGUGGGCCAGGCGUCACCCCCUUAUGUCUUGUUUGGGUUCCUAUGUUCUCAUGUCCUCAGAAGGUUGGCAUUGUGUCCCUCCACUUGCUCUUAAGUUUGGGAGGCACAGGCGGGCGAUCGCAUGUGGGGCGGGGGGGCUCUGCUCUGCUCCUGGACGCUCGUUGGCUUUGGGCCAGAGAGACUCGCGCGCACCCUGACGUGGCAGACGUGACAGACGUGGCCCUCCGCCUUGUGGUUUGGAUGGCGAUGCUCUGCAUGCUGCGUGCUGUGCUUUAACUCUGACAGCUGGGGUCCGCUGGUCUCUCGGGGUCACACUGUCUACCCUGAGAAGUUGGAUGUCAGGGAGAGUGCCCACAUGUCUGCUGACCUUUGGGUUGGUCUCACUUUCAGCCAGAAUCCCACACGGGGUGAUUCAGGGGACCCUGCACAGUGGCCCCCGCUCGAUCUGGCAGCGGGCCCGAAGAACUGGGCUCCAUCGCCCAUUGGCCUUUUGUACCCACAUCUCUGGAACCCAGAGGCAGCCCCCACCACACUUGCGUUCCUGAGAGAUGGUUGAAAAUAAGAGAACGGAAGAUCACUGGUGCUUUUGUUAACACUUUACUCUCUUAUUGGUUGAGUGAAAAGUUUCAGAUGUAUGAGAUCCUUAAAUGCCCUUGGGUGGUAUGACCAAAGGGGGAGUCCUCAUCUCACCCCACCCCCUUCCCUGGGGGUGUAGGGGCUGAAUCACUUCUGUUUCCAGCCCCCUUGGAUUUAAGCAGAGUUAAAGCUAAAACACCAAAUACUGACUCUUCCCCCCAAGUGACUCCAGGAACUAGAUGUCGAGGCCUCCUCACUCAGCACCUUCUGAAUCUUCAGGUCCUCACUCCAUGAGCUGGUCCCAAGGACAGCCGCGCCACCGGGCCCGUGUGGGGGACUGUGGGAACACCCUGGAGGGUGGGAGAGGGCGGCCCCUCUGGUCCCCAUUAGGACCAGACAGCAUGUUCCAGAAGACCCCGUCUCAGCCUCUGUGCCUUUAUCGUCUGGUCCCAGUGUCCUCUCAAUCAUGUUGGGGCUGCGUUUCCGCUGGGAAGGAAGCCUGUGCCAUCCCACACGUCGGUCAUCCACCUUCUGCCUUUGACGCUGCUUCUGCUCCUCCGCUCCCAACUCUGCAAACUGUGAAGCCCGUGCGUGCUGUCUCGUGUCAGGAAACGUGAGGUUCCGGUUGCGUGGUUUCUCCUGCGCCCUGGCCAAGGCCACACCUGCAGGGCCUUAGCAAGACCGAUCCCUUAGCCAGGCACUGGCCUGGUGAUUUUGUUCAGAGUCACUCGAGUACUUAGUAUAGGGGAACUGAGUUUUCUCCAAGGAAUGGGAAUGAGUCUGUGUGACAUGCCUGAGACCCUCAGCUGUAGGUGCCGUCCAGCCUGCUGUCCUCGCCUUGGAAGGCUGGCGUUCCCUUCUGUGACCUGCGGGAAACUGCUUGCUUGGCUGUGGGGUCACCUCGGGCUGUGCACAGACUCAUUUGGACACAUCUAAAAUGCAGCUUGUAGCUCGUGCUUUUUCGGGCCAGGUAGUGAGCGCUUUUCUUGGCUGAUGGUCUAAUUGCAAAUCACCAUUUCGUGUCAAGGGAUGAUUCUCUUGGUUUUAAGUGGGCGAGAUAAUCCAUGUUAUUUAUUCUACAAUUGUAUAGAAAGUCCUUCCUGAGGCCUGCUUGGCCCCCCGUCACCAAACCCCAGCCCUCCGUGCUGAGCGCCGCUGGCUGCAGGGGGAGCAACACAUUGGAAGUUUGGGUCCCUCUUCAAAGCCAAAUAUGUACCUGACUAAAAUCCUGGAAGUGUGUAGUUUAGCACUAAAUCGAAAUUUGAGUCCUGAGUUUGAUAGUGAAUGUUAGUGUAGUUGUUGAAGGUGUGAACUCCAUGUUUUAAAACUGUAGAGGCCAGUGAGUUUUUACUUUUUAAAAAGUUUUAUGAGAAUAAUUGUAAGUUUCUUUGCAGCAAAAUAGCUAAUUACUCAUUAACUACAAGAAAAGAAUGUAGGGUUUAAAUCCAGAAUUUUCUUACCUCUGGUACACUUCAGAUCACUUACCUAAUAUGUAUUGAGGGGUUUGAACCCUGGGUUUUAUCAACUUUUCUAGUUUUAUUUUAUUUUUAUAAAAUAAUUGAAAAAGAACCAAAAAUGAAUUCAAAAGUUCCCUAGGUAGAUCUUGCCUCCUCUUAAUUCCCCCCACAAUAAGACAUUUUAGAAGACAUUUUGAAUCAAAAUGUGUUACAACCAUUUAAAGUUUACGAUUUUCUAAGAAGCUAAGCAGCUGCAAGGGUCUCGUUUUGGGUGGUACUCGCGUCCCGCCCGCCCUCCCCGUGCGGCAGGUCCUGUGGCCGUGUCGUGCCUGCAGAGACACCGUGCCGCGUGCUGUUCUGUGAAUGGACAGUUCCUAUAUAAACUAGUAUUUAUAUUCGUUGGCCUCUCUGUCUGUGUACCUUCUCAUUUGCUACAUGAAUUGUAAACUUAAUUAUGAAAUUAUAGUACCUGUUAGAUACAGUUCUGAGGCUUCAUGUCCGUGUCUUUAGUUCACUGCCAUUCUGUGUGUGUGGAGGAAGUCCAAUGCUUGCAUGAUGCUGGGUGGUGAUGCCACUUUAAAUUAAGCCUUAAUCAGAUGUUCAAUUUGUAAGUUUCAGAGUAUGCAAAAAUAUUAGGCAGAGUGAGUGUAAGCUGUCCAGAUCAAGAUGCUGUGUUGUGAUUCAACGUUACAAAGGGAGACAUUCAGUAAGACUCUCUCUCUCUCUCCUCUCUUCCUCUCUCUCUCUCCUCCCUCUCUCUCUCUCUCUCUCUCUCUCUCUCUCCAGGCUGUUGCCAUCGCUUGAUGAAGACAGACCAUUGUGCAUCUCUGUGGCAGUCAGU